GGAAGUUUUGCUUUCUGUCAUUUCCCACAAACGUUUUCUGUUUAUAUGGGGACCAGGACUUCCUGGAUUAGAAACCAAGAUGCAGAGAUAAUAAAGAGUAGCGAGCAUCUCUAAAGAACAUAAGAAAACAUGUCAGAAAAUGGAAGACCUGUUGCAAACUUUUUUUUCUGUGGUUGUGUCCUUGCAUUAACCCUCUGGAACAAUAUCAAGUUGUCAGAAGAAAAUGAAUUUACCAAAAAUUAUUCAAAUAACUUAAUAGAGGACUCUGAAGCCAAGAGCCUGCCACAGUCAGAUGCAGAGAGUCUUCAGUUUAGAGCCCCAAACCCUCAAAAUACCCAAUCCAACUGGAUGGUUAUAGAAAAUACUACAGAAUGUUUAGGAUUGUCAAAUAUUUCAAAUAAAGGAAUCGAAGAUUUAAAACAACUAUUGUCCAAAUUCAAUAAAAAAUCAAGAUUACAAAAUCUAACACUGGAAAACAUUGUGAUAACCUGGAAAGACUUUAUCACAAUUCUUGAGAUUGUAUGGCAAACAUCUGUUGAAUAUUUCGAUAUCCACAAUAUGACACAGGUAAAGGAUAUUGAAAAACAACAUUUUAAUUAUGUUGAUACCUCUCUAAAAGCAUUGACAAUAGACAAAGUUUCCAUCAUGGAUUUAUAUUUUACCCAGACUGACCUAUACUUGGUAUUUUCAGAAAUGAACAUUCUAGCGUUGACAAUAUCUGAUUCAAAAAUGUUGCAUAUGCUUUGCCCUUCAACAAUCAGUCCAUUUCGGUACUUAAGCUUUGCAAACAAUGAUAUAACUGACCUACUUUUCAAAGACUGCAAAACCUUAGUUCACCUGGAAACACUCAUUUUAAGGAAGAAUCAGUUUAGAGAACUUUCCAAGGUGAGCUCAAUGACUAGAGAAAUGAUAUCUUUGAAAUAUUUGGAUAUGAGUCAGAAUCCACUGAAGUGUGAUGAGGAACAGAAAAAGCACUGCAGCUGGACUGAAACUCUAGUCAAACUGAACUUGUCCUCAAACAAAUUGACAGACUCGGUCUUCAAAUGUUUGCCACUCUAUGUCCAGAUACUUGACCUGCAAAAUAACCAAAUCAGUACCAUCCCCAAGGAGAUUACUGAGCUGCAAGCUUUGAGCGAGUUGAAUAUUGCCUUUAAUAGACUCACUGACCUGCCUGGGUGUAGGCAUUUCAGUGCUCUGGAAUUCCUGAAUAUAGAAAUGAAUCAAAUUCUUACUCCCUCUUCUGAUUUGUUCCAGAGCUGUCAAAAUAUCAGAAGGCUAAAAGCAGGACUAAAUCCAUUAAAAUGUUCUUGUGAAUUACAAGACUUUAUUAAUCAUGCAAAACAAAGCUCUUCAAGGCUGGGGGGCUGGCCAGAAAUGUAUGUAUGUGAAUAUCCAGAAGGCUGGAAAGGAACCCAACUAAAGGAUUUCCAUUUGUCCAAAAUAGCUUGCAAUACAGCUCUCUUGCUUGUCACUGUUCUAAUCAUUACAGUGGUCUUUGUGGCUUUGGUGUCUUUUCUGUGCAUCUAUUUUGAUGCCCCGUGGUAUUUGAAGAUGAUGUGGCAGUGGACACAAACAAAGCGACGGGUUUGGAACAGUCACCCUGAUGAGCUACCAAGCCAUUUACAGUUUCAUGCUUUCAUUUCAUACAGUGAACAUGAUUCUUUAUGGGUGAAGAAUGAUCUGAUACCAAAUCUGGAGAAGGAAGAGGGGUCCAUACAGCUGUGUGUGCAUGAGAGGAACUUCAUUCCAGGCAAAAGCAUUGUGGAGAACAUCAUUAACUGCAUUGAGAAAAGCUACAAAUCCAUCUUUGUUCUGAGUCCCAAUUUUGUGCAGAGUGAAUGGUGCCAUUAUGAGCUUUACUUUGCCCACCACAAAUUGUUUAGUGAGAGCUCAAACAGCUUGAUCCUCAUUUUACUGGACCCAAUUCCUCAGUAUAUCAUUCCUGCUCGGUAUCACAAGCUGAAAGCACUUAUGGCCAAGAGAACGUACUUGGAGUGGCCCAAGGAGAAAAGCAAACACAGACUCUUCUGGGCUAACCUUAGGGCAGCAAUUAACCUUAAUCUGCCGGUGUCUGUUGAAAGAAGUUAGGUAGUAAACUAAUUCUUAGUCUAUUUCUAACACUUUUUUUUCUGAUGAAUAAUAAAUAUCAGGAUAUGCAGAGUA
This is a messenger RNA of Alligator mississippiensis (American alligator), 2163 nucleotides long. Its product is annotated as toll-like receptor 6. Gene Ontology annotation, biological process: inflammatory response; toll-like receptor signaling pathway; immune response. Gene Ontology annotation, cellular component: membrane. The coding region runs from base 130 to 2088 and encodes 652 amino acids. The record is from RefSeq and is a predicted model, not a curated record. The transcript has 2 exons. Lineage: Eukaryota; Metazoa; Chordata; Crocodylia; Alligatoridae. Gene Ontology annotation, molecular function: lipopeptide binding; transmembrane signaling receptor activity; Toll-like receptor 2 binding.